AGAAGAUCAAGCAGAGAAAGGGAAAACGCAGAUUAAACUCCUUGUCCUGGAUUUGAAUUGAACACCUGCACAAAGGGCAUAUUGAAAUGCAUGCUGCUCUGGUUUUCCUCAGCCUUGUGAGCACAUGCCUCACAAUUCCAGUGUACCGUCAGCAUUUUGGAUUGUCAACCAGUAACAGCAAUGAGUUCUUUCGAUUAUCCGGGCUUGGAUACAGUGGUGUUGGAUAUGGUCAGCCACAGGCUCUGCCUUUCAUCCCGCCAUACAUGUUCCAGCAGCAGCAGCCUCCAGAUGUGGUCGCUCUUCCACCCCAGCUGUCCCUUAACCCCCAGGUAACGGGAGCCGGCCAGGGACCCCUGACUCCUCAGGGACCUCUGCCCCCUCAGUUGCUCCUGCCACCUCAAGUGUUGGUGCCCUCCCAGGGACACCUACCCCCCCAGAUGCUCUUCCCCCCCACCCAGCAGGAGCAGCUCCCCGCGAGCCCACAGCAGCCCCUGAACCCACAGGACCCGGCUGCGCCUCAACAGCCGCAGACUCCUAACCAGGUGCUGCCCCAGUACUAUCCCUCUAUCACCUUCCCUCAGCAGCCUGGAGGACAGGGCUUGCCUUACUACAUUGCGUAUAGAUACCCUCACCAACAGCCACCCACAAUCCUCCAGCCGACACAGAGCCCAGUUCAACAGCAGCUGGAGCAGCCGACACAGGUGCCUCAGCUGCUAUUUCAGAAAGCAUCCCAGCAGCCACAGGGACAGGUGGAACUGGAAAAAUUUGGCCAGGUUACACCUGAAACUGGAGCAGAGAUAUGGCCAACUACAUCUGCUCCUGAGCAGAUUACGGAAGCUACUACUACUGGGACUGAGGAGACUCGUCCCAGCUUUUCAUUUCUUUUUGAACCUUAAGCUCCCCAAAUCAAGAAGCUGACAUCCUAAAUGGGACAAGUGCAUCCUGUGAGUUGAAGAAACAACUGGCAGCUCUUCACUUAUUAAAUUCUUUAAUUAAAUAAUAGUUGAAUCCGUCCAAAACAGAUUUACGUAUUAAUGAAACUGCUUAACAAAAAUAGUUUAGCUAUAAUAAACAUUAUAAAAAUGCCAUAUGAAUCUCUUUAGAGUGUUCUUAUCAAUAUCAAUACUAAUCUGUGCCAAUGUGUCUAGAGAAAAGACUUUAAUUGUUCUCAACACAUGUAAACAUUUCCAAAUUGAAUAAAACGUUUUAA
Messenger RNA from Lepisosteus oculatus (spotted gar), 1210 nucleotides. RefSeq lists its product as uncharacterized. NCBI's taxonomy places the organism in Eukaryota, Metazoa, Chordata, Actinopteri, Semionotiformes, Lepisosteidae. The record is from RefSeq and is a predicted model, not a curated record.